AUUCCUUUAGGCUCUCACGCUCUCUCUCGCUGCCAUGGACAACCGCAACCAGCCCUCGACACUGUCGGCCUUGCCCCCAGGUGCAAUGGCCCCGACUACGACCAUACACACUCCACGCAACGACAGCCCGCCAGCAACACCUUCUCAUCGUUUGCUUGGGCCUGAAUACCCUAUCUCUAGAGAAAAGUCAGCCUCGUGGACAAAUGCGGCCGUUAAUUGUGGGUUUCUCGUUUUUCGGUCUUUCAUGUAUUCAUCUAUGGUAGACGAGUCUGUCGCUGUUACCAAACCAUGGAUACCUUACCCUCUAAGAGCCUGGUUCUGGAUACCCUUUGUUCUCCUGAUGAUACUAGGCGCUAUUGGCUUAGAAGUCGCCCUUUGUUUCAGCAAUAAGAAUUCUGGAUGGGCGACGAAUGACGCUUUCAGCAGUCAGACCGGGGUCCUGCAUUAUGUCUAUACCCUGCCUCCUGUCGCUGUUGCCGCUGUCAUUGUCGCCCUAUGGACAUGGACAGACAUUGAGAUUAAAAAGAUGCAACCUUACGUCGAUCUCGUCCAUGGCGAUUCCCCGCCUAAGCGUAGUCUUUUGCUAGACUAUACCCGGACAAACAACUUCUUCGUAUGGUCGCGGGCGGCGGCCAAUAAACACUAUGUCGUUGCCCUCGCGUCUCUUAUGGUAUUGCUUUCUCUUGCCUUCCAGCCCUUGGCGGCUGCCUUGUUGGUGGUUCGUGACACUUGGUGGGGGUUACCAGAUACUACCUUGAACACCCUCGCUGCCAUUGGAUUGAACCAGAAUCAGAAUUUUGAUGAUCUGACUUCAUUUUUGACGGCGGCAGGGUUCGCGUCCGCUUCCGUCUUGUAUAACUUGGGAAACCCCCCGUUUUUGUUUGAUGGAUAUACUAUUGCUCCGUUUCAGCUUCCGAGUGAUGUUGCGAUCAACAGCACCGUUAUUUACGCGAAUACUACAGCACUCAGGAGCGAUCCUGGAUGCCAAGCCGCAUCCGUCAAUAUGGUCCAAAAUACAGAUGGCAGUGGGUGGAACAACUCUGUAAGCUCAAACGGGUGUAGCAUAUCGUUCGCCGUUGACCGCAAUGCGACGGUCCAGUUCGGCACCGAUAUACCGGUGUGUGAUUCGGAUGUACCCCCGCAAUUCAGCCCAGUGCUGUUCUGGUUCUUCACAUAUGAACCCGAGCCUGCAGCGUCUGCAACACUCUGCUUCCCUUCACUCACCCUCUGGGACGUCAACAUCAACCUCGACUUAGCGAGCGGGAAUAUCACCCAAGUAACGGAAUUGCGUCCUUUCUCUUCUUCGUCUAAUUUUUCGUCAUUAUCUGCGAACGUGACCGGUCCGCCUUUAAACGGGCGUGCGUAUAAUGGGAUCGAGUUUAAUUUGACGAAUCCGGAUAGGUUUGUGAUUGCCAGGAGGAACGCGACACAGCUUCAGAUGCCGGCUGCAGUGUUUCAGGCUGCUGUCCAAAGCCCAGAGGGUUUGACUGGUUCAUUCCAAGCUGAUACGUUUGCGAGGCUGUCUUCGAAUGUCUAUAGGACCUAUUUGGCCCUUAUUGCAAAGACUGUGUACUUCCUAGACGAUAAUGAACCAAUAACGAUCCAGAUGAAGACGGUGCAGAAAAGGAUUUGGUUGAGUGACGUUGCUGUCCAUCUGCUAGCCAUUGCCAUGUUCCUGCUUGCAUUUUUUGCCACGAUUAUCCAAUUACUACAUCGCUACGACCGUCGCAACCUUCGGCUUCUCCAUGAGCCGGGAACGAUUGCCUCGGCUGUGAGCAUCGGUGCACAGACUGGGAUGGGUGAUCUCCUGGCAGGUCGACAGCACCCCGAAGACAUAUCGGCAGCUCUGCAGGAUAAGAAAUUCAGAAUCGAUCCAAAGACGAUGAAGAUUGUAAUGGAGGGGGAAGAUGGAUACGAGAUUGCGACCAGUCCCGGCAUCAUGGAUAGACGUUGGUCUAUGUUUGCUGCGUUGCAGAGUCAGCGAAUAAGUAGAAGGCUUUCUUCGAAAGCCCAAGAUAGUCCCACGACUCCGAAAGAGUUUUUAUCCGAGUAGAGUAGUAGAGGAGUUAAUAUGAUUGGUUUUGACCCCAUUGUGGGGUAAGGUGU
Messenger RNA from Guyanagaster necrorhizus, 2106 nucleotides. RefSeq lists its product as uncharacterized. The record is from RefSeq and is a predicted model, not a curated record. Bases 35 to 2053 code for a protein of 672 amino acids. The transcript is spliced from 14 exons. Lineage: Eukaryota; Fungi; Basidiomycota; Agaricomycetes; Agaricales; Physalacriaceae.